Messenger RNA from Thlaspi arvense, 377 nucleotides. The record is from the annotation of a GenBank genome assembly. NCBI's taxonomy places the organism in Eukaryota, Viridiplantae, Streptophyta, Magnoliopsida, Brassicales, Brassicaceae.
UCACACAAAACAAAAGUUAAGAGAGAUGGGUAUAAAGAAAUGCAUUGUUUUGAUGACUGUGGUGGCAAUAGUAAUGGCGGCCAUGGUAGCAGAAGUUGAAGGACUUUCAUGUAUGGACAAGUGCAUGUUUGAGUGCGGACUAAUCCUUAUGCCUCAAAAAGCAUGUGAAGAGAAAUGUCUCCGCAAAUGCCACAUACCACCUGGAAGAAGACUAUUGGAAUAAGAAACAUAAAUAAGUGGAUAUAUUAAUAAAAUAGUUGAUAUAUUUGUAAACUUGUUAAAAUUUAUGUUUAAAUAAAAAUGAAAAAUCUAUAGAUAAUGAUUAUUUGUAUUGCAUCAGUGAUUUAAUUAAUAAUGAAAUGUUUUAUUUCUUCAAA